AUGUCCGACACUUGUAUUGUGUGUUUAGGAGACCUUGGCGAAAGCGCCAACGAUCCUCUUGCCGUCACCGCCGAGGCCGCGCCAAGACCUGACUUGGUACCAAAUGGCAAAUCGAACGGCAUUCCUAUCGGGACAAAUGGUGUCGGUGACAGUGAGGAUUUUGGUCAAAUCGCCCAGUUGCUCCCCUGUGGUCAUAUCUUGCAUAACAAUUGCCUAAAACCUUGGGUCGAACGGGCCAAUAGUUGUCCAAUAUGCCGCCGCAGCUUCAACGUUGUGGAGCUAAGUCCCGUGCUCUCAUCCUAUUCCGUGGAAGAUCGAAUACAAGUGGCGGAUGUUGAUCCGUCCAUGGUAAUAGAAUAUAUAGAUGACGAUCUAGCCGAGUUUCAACCGUGUCUCGUUUGUGGAGAUUCAGAUAAUGAAGAGCUACUGCUACUCUGCGAUGGGUGCGAUGCCCCCUCACAUACCUACUGUGUCGGGCUCGAUGCCGUGCCGUCGGGAUCUUGGUACUGCUCGCGAUGCGUAAUCCAGCGUGCUUCCGGAUCGUUUACGGCUCCGCCUGAUAGGUCCUCUUGGACCCCGGACCGACGCGGUCGUCGUACGAGGGCACAGCAGCGGAGACUGCAGAGCAGGAAUCAAAUGAAUUCUCUUCAUUGGGCACGGGUAUGGCAAUCCGUUUGGGAUCAUCUCAAUCUUGAUUUGGAUUUCCCGUUUGAUGAUGACAGGGCUGCAGAGCGUGCCCGACAACAACAACGGCGUGAAGAAGCAAACCAGCGAGAAUUCAGAGCCUGGCAGCGUCGGUUUGAGAUUGCAGAGAGGCAGGGUGGUAGCAAUAGGUUUAGAGACACUGCUGCUCUGCUCGACAUCGAAGCGCCACGGCCAUCACGGCCUCGCGUACCGAGGGAACCGACCCCUGAACCCGAGUCACUCGAGGAAAUGAGGGCGUGGAAUGCUUUCGAACGUGCUCGUGAGAUUGAAAAUGAUCCAAGCGCAGCAAGGAAAAGGAAAGAGCCAACUUUGUCUCCGUCGCCGGAGCCCUCUGAGCCCCAACGGAAGCUGAAACGCCCGCGAACCAGAAGAGCGGAAGACCUGGCAGCGUUAGCUUCGCAGAAUGGGGAGUCGUCGCGAACUGCUAGUGCCCAAGUUUCUGCUCGAAUUAAUACUGAGGUCUCGAGUGAACCGAGCUUUCUCCAGUCUUUACUUAAAGAAGUAGAAGAGUCAUCCAACCCAAAUGGCACAAAUUCCCAAGGCCCUUCCGCACAAGCCUCGGUGGCCGCGACUGAUCAUGCCACGCCUGGGCCGUCAUCUCCCAUGAUCUCGCCUGUGCCCUCCAGCCACUCCUCCCCUUCCCUGGCCUCUUCAACACCUCCACCACACCCUAGAAGCAGGCCAAUCUCUCCGAUGCAGCUGGCGUUUCCUACGGACCCAUCGUCGCCCCCAUUCUCCCCAGAAGUGUCGCCGGCUAACACCAACAGAGAUGCGAGAGAGGGCACACCAACCCACAUUGCUGCAAACCACUCACGGUGCCGGGUGCCCAGAGAAUCGUCAAGGUCAGCAGGUGUGCGGUCAAAUGAUAGCUCUCCAAGUCGUGCCGGUUUGUCGUUGGCCGUCAAAUCUGAGAUCCAAAAAUUGGUUGGGACCGCGUUGAAACCCUACUAUCGCGCGAAAAUCAUAUCGAAAGAUGAAUACACUGACAUUAAUCGAAGUAUAUCUCGGAUGUUAUAUGAACGUGCUGGGGGUGUCGACACCCUUGAGACGGAUGCGAAGAUAGCUUUGGAAAACGUAGCGAAGGAAGAGGUGUCGGGGGCUAUUGAUGCCCUAAAACAGAAGCAAACAAGUGACCAUGAUCAUAACGACAGUUCUUGA
Messenger RNA from Aspergillus tanneri, 1863 nucleotides. Its product is annotated as putative PHD and RING finger domain protein. Bases 1 to 1863 code for a protein of 620 amino acids. Lineage: Eukaryota; Fungi; Ascomycota; Eurotiomycetes; Eurotiales; Aspergillaceae. The transcript is spliced from 2 exons. The record is from RefSeq and is a predicted model, not a curated record.